Molecule: messenger RNA, 462 nt
Organism: Lasiodiplodia theobromae
Lineage: Eukaryota; Fungi; Ascomycota; Dothideomycetes; Botryosphaeriales; Botryosphaeriaceae
Exons: 3
Coding region: 1-462 (153 amino acids)
Source: RefSeq, a predicted model, not a curated record
AUGACGCCAGACAAGUACUACUGGAAUAAUAUCCACGAUGACCUGAAGGGCUUCAUAAACGACGGAGACCAAAGCAGGAUUGCCGAGGUAUCAUUAGGUCAAAAUAACUACUUCUUCGCACGGAAGGAAAAUGGUGCAUGGAAGUACCUUGUGAAGAGGGACUCUGAACUCCACAAGCUGUUGCAAGCAAGAGCCAAUGACAUCGCACGCGUAUCCCUUAGCCCUGACAGCGAUCAUUGCUUCGUUGUCUUCAAAACCGGAUCCUGCCGGUUCUGGGUUCCCAAAUCGUGGGAAUCUAAGAUAUGGGAGGUGGUCAGAAAAGCAGGCAUCAGCCUCGACCACAGCUCCACCAGUGGUUAUUCCUCGGGGACAAACACCAACUAUCGGAGCAAUGCCGUCAUAGGAAGGCAAGAUCCGAAGAAGACGUUCGGAAGCUUGCAGGAAAGCGAAACUGGCGUGUAG